Molecule: messenger RNA, 5410 nt
Organism: Sarcophilus harrisii (Tasmanian devil)
Lineage: Eukaryota; Metazoa; Chordata; Mammalia; Dasyuromorphia; Dasyuridae
Gene: ADRB3
Product: adrenoceptor beta 3
Exons: 1
Coding region: 238-1545 (435 amino acids)
Biological process (GO): adenylate cyclase-activating adrenergic receptor signaling pathway; norepinephrine-epinephrine-mediated vasodilation involved in regulation of systemic arterial blood pressure
Cellular component (GO): membrane
Molecular function (GO): beta3-adrenergic receptor activity; epinephrine binding; norepinephrine binding
Source: RefSeq, a predicted model, not a curated record
UAUCUCCACCCCUUUAUUUCCCUCCUGGGACUAUUGGCUGCUGCCCCUUUAAGGGCCGCCACUCCUCCCAGAACUGGUGGCACCGGGGGGGAAGGCCGAGCUUUGCUGGCCCCAGUCCGGCGGGGAAGAUGGCCCAGGCCAGGGGAGCCUCUCCCACGCCCUGCCACCCCCUCCCCUAAGCUGGGUGAACUCGGCAAUCCCCUCUCCUUCUUUCCCUCCCCUGCGCCUCGGUCGGGAAUGGCUCCGUGGCCCCAUGAGAACAGCUCUCUGCCCGAGUGGCCAGACCACCCAACGGUAGCGUCCGCCGUCACCAACACUAGCGGGCUGUCCGCGGCACCGUGGGCAGCAGCGGUAGCAGGGGCGCUUUUGGCUCUGGCUGUAUUAGCCACCGUGGGAGGCAACCUACUAGUCAUCGUGGCCAUCGCCAGGACCCCACGGCUCCAGACCAUGACAAACGUGUUCGUGACUUCACUGGCUGCGGCUGACCUGGUGGUGGGGCUCCUGGUGGUGCCCCCGGGGGCCACCUUGGCGCUGACGGGACAGUGGCCAUUCGGCGCCACGGUUUGUGAGCUGUGGACCUCGAUCGAUGUGCUGUGUGUGACCGCCAGCAUCGAGACUCUUUGCGCCCUAGCCGUGGACCGCUACCUGGCAGUGACCAACCCACUGCGCUACGGCGCCCUGGUUACCAAGCCCCGCGCCCGAGCGGCUGUCGUCUUGGUCUGGGUCGUGUCCACCGCAGUGUCCUUCGCGCCCAUCAUGAGCCAGUGGUGGCGCGUAGGAGCCGACGCCGAGGCACAGAGCUGUCACUCCAACCCCUUCUGCUGCGCCUUCGCCUCCAAUUUGCCCUACGCCCUGCUCUCCUCCACCGUCUCCUUCUAUCUUCCCCUGCUCGUCAUGCUCUUUGUCUACGCUCGGGUCUUCGCUGUGGCUACUCGCCAGCUGCGCCAGCUGCGUCGGGAGCUCGGCCGCUUCCCCCCAGAAGAGCCCCCUCCUUCCCCGCUGCCCCCUUCCCAAGGAACGCCCUGCACCCGUCCUGGGAGGGUCCAUUCUUGCAGCCGCCGACCAGCGCGCCUGCUGCCCCUUCGGGAGCACCGGGCCCUGCGUACCCUGGGUCUCAUCAUGGGCACCUUCACCCUUUGCUGGCUGCCCUUCUUCGUGGCCAACGUGGUGCGCGCCCUCGGGGGGCCUGCGCUGGUUCCCAGUUCGGCAUUCCUCGCCCUCAACUGGCUUGGCUACGCCAACUCUGCCUUCAAUCCCCUGAUCUACUGCCGCAGCCCCGACUUUCGCAGCGCCUUUCGCCGCCUGCUGUGCCGCUGCGGCCGCCGCCUGUACGCUCGGCCGCGCUCCCCGUGUCCCCGCCGUUGCCUUCCCCGGACUCCUGAAGCCUCCCCGGAUCCAACCUCCGGAGUCGCGGGUGCGGUCAAGGUUGCCCAGAGUCAGGGGGUAGAAGAUGGGGACCAAGGCCGUGAGGCAAGGCGGCAGGGGACGCUCUCUGUGGGAGGGACAGCGGGAGGUGACUCAGACUGCCCAGUGCCCACAGCUUGAGGGGUAGGUACCAAGGAGUGAAGGGCCCUGGUACUGAGAUAAUGAAGGAUACUUUGUGCCUUGCGCUAGAAACUUUUUAAAAAAGAAGAUUGGGGGGUGGGAACGCGUCAGGAUAGGGAAAGGUGAAGAAGUAUCGAGGGGCGAAAGAAUCUGCUUAGAAAAGGGGGUUCAGAAGUAGGGAACUCGGAAUUCUUAUCUAUUGUAAAUCUGGGGCUAGAGGGAGAGUUGGCCCUUGGAGGAACACUGCAUUCUUCAGCCGUCUGAAAGCUGGAGUGCAGAGAGGGAGGGCGGUGCCCCAUCCUGGGACGAAGGGCUACUACCCAACUUCGAGCUCUAGGGUGGGGUAGGGUCGGCGGGGCUGUGGUGGCUACAAUUCGGGUCGCAGAUCGUUGCCUUCAGUACAAGCGCCAAUUCCCAGCUCUCUCAGGACUGAAGCCCAGAUGAUUUCAGCCUCCAUCUCUGCCCUUCCAAAGAUUUGGCAGAUCCGGAGCGAACCUGCCCACAGGCUGCUUGGAGAGUUAGUGAGAGUGAAAAUUCUUCCCCAGGAGGAGGGGACAGGGUGGAGGUGUAAGGUUAGGGAGUGGUAAUGACUCCAUCUCUCUAGGCAUUACUCAUUAUUUAAUGAUUUUGUCCUAAAUCCCGUCCAGGAUUCACCUGUCCCUACUCCUUUUUACAUCCCUCCCCCCCUCCCCUCUCCAUCUCCAGUGCCCUAUUUUCCUCCUUUCCCCAGACUCAAGAUGUCUAUGCCUUUCAGGACUUUUUGAGGAGUUCCUUGCCUUGGAUUGCAGCUGACCGAAACUGCAGUUGUUCAUUGACCCAGACCCCUUGAAAGAUCCGGGGAGCUCGGUCAGACUGUGUCAGAGACGGGGGUCUGUGGAGUGGUGAAACUGCCCGAGCUACGCCCUUGCCUUACACCCUGUGCCCUCCAGGACCAGCUAUCUGUUGCUAUAAGUAAAGGAGCUUGUUAGUUGAGAGAGAGUAGAUCUUCCUAGUUCCUUCCAGAUGUUACAGAGAAAAUGGAGUCAGCUGCCAAAGCACCGACCUACACGGAAUAUAACCUAUCACUACCUCAGUAAGGGGGUGUAUCUUUUCAAUCUGCCCUCAUUAGUCCCAGGAGCAGUAGGGAUAAGCAUUUAUGUAGGGGGCACCCCAUCUUUCUCACGUUGGUGCUGCAUAAUCGGAUCUCAGGACAACGAGAGCAUCCCCGUUCCAUUCCUUCAGUUUCCUAGAUCAGGAGAUGGUGGCAACUCAGAGGAUCUUUUGCAGUUUUCAAGCCUUUAGGAAUAUUCCCUACAUGCUGCUGCCCAGUGGUAAGAGUAAGGGAUAGGAGAAAUCCAAAAGUCUGGAUUUUGUUCCUAGCUUCAUUUCACCACUAAGCCUCAUUUACCCUUAUUUUUUUGGAGAGAGAACAACUCAUAUCUACCUCACAGUACUAUCAGAGGGACUCCUAUUGUUGUGUGUGUGUGCAUGUGGGAAGGGUACGCCCUUGAAAGUUUCUAUAAACUUCUCGUGUUUAUAAAAAGGUGAACCUAUUCUGUUGUUUUAAAAUCGAGUCAAUAAAUGUCACUACAUAAACGAAUUUCUUGCCCCUUUCUUCUCACUCCUUUUCCUUCCUGCCGCUGAUUCAUGUUCCUCUUUCCCCUACUUACUCCUUUAUCUUGGGCUAGCUCCCAACACAUCCAGUAAAUUAGAGAUAAUCUUCAUAACCAACCUUCCUCCCCUUUUCAUCAAAUCCCUCCAAACUUUUAUCUUCAAGUUAAGCCACAAACUAUUUUGGCGAAGGAGCCUGGGACUAUUCAGAAAUUAGGGCUUCUCCAUUUGAAAUAUGAUUAAAUAGCAAAGUGAUGGACCUUAGUAUAGAAAUUAGUUGGACCCCAAUUCAGGGUAUAUUUUGCCCACCUUGCUGUGAGCCUGAGGUGGGUACCAGGAACCCAGGACAUCCAGGAAGUGGUUUUGUAUAACACCAUACUUAUUAGUAUAUAUGUGUUUAUGUGUAUAGCUGGGUCAUAGUGCAUUGUUAUAAGCCAAUGAGAGAAGAUGUAUCAUGCUGUAAAUAUGUCCUGAUCAUCAUCUUUGCUCCCUAUCCCCAUUCCCUAUUGCCUACAGAAAUCUUUUAUCUAUUUCAAAGUAAAACUAUGCUUUAAAACAUUUCUAUGCUUAUUUUUAAACUUCUUUGGUCUGGAUCUAUGAUUUGAUUGAUGUGAGAGUUAUUAGUGAAGAAAUUCCCAUUCACUGUUCCAGAUCUACAAUUUGUCUGUAACUCGUUGUUUUCGAGUUGUUUUGGGAUCUUGAGAGUUUAGUUGAUUUGUCCAUAAUUGCACUAUUAAUUAAGUAUCAGAGGCAGGACUUAUACCUUGAGCUUCCUUAUUUCAAGGUCCCCUAGGUCCCCUAGUCUGCUUCUGAUGCUUUUUUUUUUUUUUGUAAAUUUGGGAAAAACCUCUUGCUUGAUGACAUUUGCAACAGAUUUUGUCCACAUUAGUUUAUAGAAUAAUUGAUCAACACAUUUAUUGAGUACAUGCAAAGCACUGCGGAUGAUGGAAAAAAAGAAUAAGCCAUGGUUUCUGUGUUCCAGGAUGUUAGACGUUUGUAUAUUGGUAUUAGAGUAUGAAUGAGAUCUGGAUUGUGUUGUCUAAUCAUUUCCUAGGGAACUAAGUUUCAUUAGUUGGGAUGUACAUCUCCCAAGAAUGAUUUGUUUCCUUUUUGUUCAAAGCGCUGCUCCAUCUCUGGAGUUGGAGACCCUGGAAGGUUUCUUGGCAAAGUCUCUGGUGGCCUUUGAAGGAUGGCUCUUAUUGAGAAUAGGAGGAAGAUUUUGGUUUGGCCCAGGGGAGGGUAAAGACUCCAUAUUGCCUCCUAAACCAGUAGACUUGGGAGUGGGAGAAGGGUGAUUUGGAGAGGCUCACAUUAGUAGAAACGUCCUGAAUAUUGUCCACGAGUUCCUUGUGCCAGGGGUCCACUGGCUCUCUUCUGUGCUAGCUGUCAGACCCAGGUUUGAAUGUUUAGACUUGUGGGCUCCAUCUGGGGAUUGUCACCCCUGUGUCUGACAGCUCAAGAGGCAGCAGCUCUUGGCACUUCUCCAGAAAUCCAUGGUCCAGCUGCAAAGAGAGAGAGAUUUACAUCCUUGGUGGGGAGCAAGCUGCUCUUGGAACCCGUUGCUGGCAAUCUAAAGGGUGGAAGUCAAACAUCCAAUCCGUGAACGGAGGGAUGUGAAAACUUACAGACCAGCUGGAAAGAGCCUGUUGGGCCUCACGUUGCCUUCUAAGAGAACUGCAGCCACUAGUGAGAUUAAUGAUUCACUUUGGUUUUUUUUUUUUUUGGGGGGGGAGAGGGAAAGUACCUAGGGAAGUGAGGAUGGAGUAGAGGAUGGAGUGAAAGUGAGUUUUCCAAAGGCUCAUCCCCUCUGUCAAGAGCAGAACCAAGGAACCUGUUGGCAAGUAACAUGGUAUAGAGGAGAAAGUGCUGAAUUUGGAGUCAGGAGACAGACUCUGAUACUUAUGUGUGAUGUAUAAAUCACCUAAAUUUCCAUGUCCUAAAAUGUAAAAUGAGGAUGUCAGGUUAGAUGAUCAGGGGCACUCAAGAUGAGAUAGCAAUCUUUCAUUCUACAAGCAUUAAACUCCAGCAACAAGGAGACCUUGGAUUCAAGUUUGUCCUCUGACAUCUCCUGGCUAGGUGACCCUGAAAGACUCACAUAACUCCAUAUUGCCCCAUAUCCUCUAAAAUUACAAAUUGUAAAUGGAUCAGUUUGUCUUGGUGGAGGGAGCUUCCUCACUGAAAAUUCCCCAUAUGGGCCAGCUAGAUGUCAAAGUGGAUACAGUGUUGGCCCUGAAGAGUCAGGAGGACCUGGAUUCAAAUCUGUCCUCAAUGAUUU